AUGUACCUCCUGCCGUCUAAUGGGGCGACGGAUAUAGCAUCAACAUUGAAUCUUCAAGGUGGAUAUCGGUCGUUGGAUGUUGACGCGAUUUUUCGGCUCGAUCCAGAGAACUAUCGUCAUUGGUCUAGCUCCGGGUUCUUCCAGAUUACACUGGGAUGGGGCACUUUGAACUUCACUGAAGCAAAGACAAUCGUUAUCGCUGGAGACAUCAUCUUUGGACGCGGCGGUCAAGCUCUACUCGCGUUUAUCUCAUGGCGCAUAUUCGCCAUGUAUAUUACGACGUCUAUAGAAGUCACACCUGUAACAUUCAACAUUUAUCAGACUAUCUUCCUCCAGAACGAAACUCUUCUUACUGCUAUCCCGCGUACUGCCGAAGAAACGUCCUAUUGUAAACUGAGAAGGAAUGUCUCAGAUCACGUCACAAAUUACGGCUUUUACGGCACUGAAAACAGAUCCUCGAUAUUCGUGAAUAUCAGUCUUCCGCCUCCGGUGCUUAACAUAUCAGCCUUCCAUCUACCACCCGACCUAGGCGGCUCUAACUGGACGGACCCGAAGACCAAUCAAAAUCUGUUUGCGAACAAAUCAAAAGCAACUUGGGAGGCGUCAAAUCAGACUGACGACUUAGCAUGGAUAAAAUCGGAAGGGACUUGUCAGGGUCUAGAGACCUAUCGAUGGGGGUUCUCCAUGAUCCAGCUCAUUGUCAUGCUUGUCUGCCUACUUAUCUGGACCGUUGGCUCACUCAUCUUGUGGCGUCGAUACAAAUUUUUGAUGCGGAAACAAGGCCGCAAAGACGUCGUAGAUGGAUAUCAGGCUAUCAUCGAAUUCGCAGACAAUAUUCGGGUUCAACUUGCAAACACUGAGGAAGAGGACCCCAGAGACGUAUCCGCACUGACGGGGACCGAGAUACGCCGCCGUAUAACAAAAGAUUUGUCAGGAGGAGCUAUCGCUUAUGAGAUACCUCUCCUUCCCGAGGGAGAAGUUGCCGAAUAUAAAUCUGGUCGGCUGUUCGCUCUGUGGUUGAGCAAGGAGGUAUGGUGA
Dothidotthia symphoricarpi CBS 119687 is the source of this 1038-nucleotide messenger RNA. RefSeq lists its product as uncharacterized. The coding region runs from base 1 to 1038 and encodes 345 amino acids. The transcript is spliced from 6 exons. The record is from RefSeq and is a predicted model, not a curated record. Lineage: Eukaryota; Fungi; Ascomycota; Dothideomycetes; Pleosporales; Dothidotthiaceae.